Purpureocillium takamizusanense is the source of this 1173-nucleotide messenger RNA. Its product is annotated as Cuticle-degrading protease. Gene Ontology annotation, molecular function: serine-type endopeptidase activity. The transcript has 3 exons. Lineage: Eukaryota; Fungi; Ascomycota; Sordariomycetes; Hypocreales; Ophiocordycipitaceae. The record is from RefSeq and is a predicted model, not a curated record. Gene Ontology annotation, biological process: proteolysis. The coding region runs from base 1 to 1173 and encodes 390 amino acids.
AUGAAGCUGUCUCUUCUCCUCACUAUUCUCCCCGCCGUCCUGGCUGCUCCGGCCGUCAAGCGCGACGAGCCUGCCCCUCUCCUCACUCCCCGUGGUAACAACCAGCUCAUCAACGGCAAGUACAUUGUCAAGUUCAAGGAUGGCAUGACCACUGCCUCUGUGGAUGAGGCCGUCAGCGCUCUGUCCCAGAAGGCGGACCAUGUCUACAGCCACGCUUUCCGCGGCUUCGCUGGCCACUUGAACGCCAAGGACCUUCGCACCCUUCGCAACGACCCUAAUGUCGAUUACAUUGAGCAGGACGCCAUCGUUACCAUCAACAAAUACGUGGAGCAGAAUGGCGCUACCUGGGGUCUCGGACGCAUCUCGCACCGCAGCAAGGGCAGCCCCACGUACGCGUACGACGACAGCGCCGGUGGCGGCACCUGCGCCUAUGUCAUCGACACUGGCGUCGAGGCCUCGCACCCCGAGUUCGAGGGCCGCGCCCAGCAGCUCAAGAGCUUCAUCAACGGCCAGGGCACUGACGGCAACGGCCACGGCACUCACUGCGCCGGCACCAUUGGCUCCAAGUCGUACGGUGUUGCCAAGAAGACGAAGAUCUUCGGUGUCAAGGUCCUCGACAACUCGGGCUCUGGCUCUUACUCGUCCAUCAUUGCCGGUAUGGACUACGUGGCCAAUGAUUACAAGACGCGCGGCUGCUCCAAGGGUGCUGUCGCCAACAUGUCCCUGGGCGGUGGCUACGCCGCAUCCGUCAACCAGGCUGCCGCUUCCUUGGUUAGAAGCGGCGUCUUCCUUGCCGUCGCCGCUGGCAACGACAAUGCUGACGCCCAAAACUACUCCCCUGCCUCCGAGGUUACUGCCUGUACCAUCGGUGCCACCACUUCGUCUGACCAGCGAUCCUCCUUCUCCAACUACGGCCGCGUCGUCGACCUCUUCGCUCCCGGCAGCAACAUCCUGUCCACCUGGAUCGGUGGCCGCACCAACACCAUCUCCGGUACUUCCAUGGCCACUCCUCACGUUACUGGUCUCGGUGCCUACAUCGCUGCUCUUGAAGGUAUCACCAGCCCCGCGGCCAUUUGCAGUCGCCUGCAGAAUCUCGCUACGAAGAACGUCAUCAGCGGCAUCCCUAGCGGCACUGUCAACUACCUCGCAUUCAACGGCAACCCCAGCGGCUAA